GGAAAUCAACUAUGCUGAGUUACACAUUGAUCCUGUACCUACAGGCGAGUUGAUGGGGGAUCCUUGCAUCUCGAUAGCAUUUAGCGUGUGUUUGUAUUGCUUGUGGUUUUUGUUUAAUUAAUUAUUACCCACCUUUUUUUUCUCUCUUGAUCUUGCGGCUCCUUGGGCACUUUCAGACCUCCACUUCAUCGAUCCCAUCUUUGCGCCGUAUUAGUUCGAACUAUAGGCGGAGACGCGAUUUCUGUACUAUGUUAUGAUUUGAUCCAAACCCAGCAAUAAUGGCACCCAAAUCGCGCCGUCUUCUGCGCAGGGAAAUCACCUACUCCCAGGCUCGAGACGAAGAGGUCAAUAUCCUGCGCAGACUGGACUACUGGCCCGAAAAGAACAAAUUCAUAAAUCGGGUAUUUCGACAUCAAAAUUGGAUUCAGGCUACUGUAGCUCACCAUCUCAAUGUGUCUGCCCAAGACUGUGAUGUGUCUCUGAAAGACUCACUCUAUGGCAGUUUCAAUCUGUGCAUCCCGGUUACCGUGAAGAAAUGGAAGGGGAAACGGCAAUCUGGUAACCGUCUUAUGUUCCGUCUUCCACUGCCGUACCGCGUUGGAGAUGCUUUCCGGCCUGGGAAUGGCGAUGAGAAAGUCAGAUGCGAGGCUGGAACCUACGCGUGGCUGGAGGAGAAUUGCCCCGAUGUGCCCAUACCGCGAUUCUACGGUUUCGGGGUAUCGACUGGCGAAACGUUUACGCGCAUCGAAAACCUCUCCGUCUUCGUUCGCUGGUACCAGUAUCUACGCCACUGGAUACUGUCGUUGCUUGGCUAUUCGCUGCCUUCGUUCUACGUUCGUCGCCGGAGACCACCAAAAAGGAAAUCCAAGGGCCAUAACCCUUUCCGUACCGCAUACAUGUUGAUUGAAUAUAUCGAGGAGACAAGGGGGCGUAUGUUGUCGGAGACAUGGUUGAAAGGUCAGCAAGCCACAGACCCAGUGCUGCGGGCAAAUCUAUUUCGGUCUAUCUCGCAGAUCCUGCUCAGCAUUUCACGGAUUCCUCUGCCGAGGAUAGGAUCUUUUGUGAUUGACAAUGGCGGAUAUCUACGGUUGACAAAUCGGCCUCUGACAAUUGAGCUGCAAGAACUGGAGAAUGAAGAGAUCCCAACCGAUAUAUCGCGGGACUACACCUAUUCAACGGUUGACUCUUAUGCGAUGGAUAUGCUUGGUAUCCAUAACAAUCGCAUCCGGUACCAGCCAAAUGCGAUCAACCAUGUAGCAGAUGGCGCUUACCAGAUUGGCGUGCUUACAGGAAUGCGUACUGUGAUGCCGACACUCUUUAAGCGGGAGCUUCGCCGUGGUCCUUUCGUUUUCACCUUCACUGAUAUGCAUCGAAGCAACAUCUUUGUGGAUGAUAAAUGGCACAUCACUUGUCUAGUGGAUCUCGAAUGGGCCUGCUCCCGACCCAUCGAGAUGCUCCAACCGCCUGAAUGGCUCACAGAUAAAGCCGUCGAUAUACUUGCGAAGGAGUCAGAUGAGUAUAACAAACUACGUGUUGAAUUCAUGCGCAUUCUAGCGGCCGAGGAGGAGGCCUGUGGAAAGCGCCAAUGCCGCUGGGAUGUAUUGGGAGACGGGACAAAACUGUCAACCCUCAUGGAAAACGGGUGGGAAUUAGGAACAUUCUGGUAUUGCCUAGCCCUCGCCAGUCCAACUAGCGUUUUCGCCAUCUUCGAUAAACAAAUCCGACAUAGAUAUCGCGUUCAUGAGCCUCGACAACAACAACAACAACCUAUGGAGGGAGACGACGAGGAGGAAGAUUUAUUUGAUCGCGUUAUGCCGUGGUAUUGGUCUCAGGACUCCCGUUACGUUUUAAAGCAGAAACUGUCUGAUAAAAGGGACUAUGACAGACGUCUAAAGGAAGCGUUUGGCAUUGAACCUGAUAAAUUAGCCAUUACUUGGGAACGAUAGGCCUCCUUCCCUGGUAACCUUGUUCCCCUUGCCCUCCCUUUACCAUUGCUCAGACCUUUUUGGUUAUUUUCUUGUUUAACCUCGACAGACUUUGCAGAAGAGGUAAGUGAUUGCAGUCUUUACGUCUGUAGGAAAACCCACAUGCCUCUCUUCAUCGUAUGGGUAUGCGUUUGGUGAUUUAUUGCUCAUUUUAGGAGAAGUCAUGAAUGUCUGGUUUAAAGAAGGCAAAUAUACCAACCAGAGUCUUCAUUAAUGUUCUCUUAUCUUCUUGUUCAGAGAAUUUCAUGAUAGAUAACGUCUAAUGAAAUGAAUCUAAUUUCCAACUGACCUUCGAGAUAAUGGGAUACGGAAUUGGUGGCAUUAUCUACGUAUGGUUCAUUUAUUCAAUCUGGAAUAGUAGAUACCCAGGAGGAGUCGAGUUUUGCUCAUCUGUCAUUUGUGUAUUUAUCUACCUAGCUCCAGUCGAGAUUCUAUGGACGGAAACCAG
This is a messenger RNA of Monascus purpureus, 2433 nucleotides long. Lineage: Eukaryota; Fungi; Ascomycota; Eurotiomycetes; Eurotiales; Aspergillaceae. The record is from the annotation of a GenBank genome assembly.